Oxyura jamaicensis (ruddy duck) is the source of this 1740-nucleotide messenger RNA. RefSeq names its product clusterin like 1 (gene CLUL1). NCBI's taxonomy places the organism in Eukaryota, Metazoa, Chordata, Aves, Anseriformes, Anatidae. The record is from RefSeq and is a predicted model, not a curated record. The transcript is spliced from 9 exons. The coding region runs from base 142 to 1527 and encodes 461 amino acids.
GAUUAAGUACCUUGUCAUCAGAUAAGUCGAACAUGGCAAAAUCCCUGUCACUCUGAGCAAUUAGAUCAGAGUACAGCCCCAGCCCUUCCUGACGCGGGCAGCAAUUUUUCAGAAGACGCGUUUCGGUAUUAAUGAAAGACCAUGAAGUCCUCUUGGGUAUUUCUAAUAUAUGUGCUCUGUCUGAAUGGUCACCAGUGUGCACCGACAAGGCAGGAGGAAACAAAUCUCCGGGACAGCCUCAAGAUGUUAUCUGAAGUUGGAGAGAAAUAUGUAGAUGAUGAGGUAAAGAAAGCUUUGAUUGGUAUUAAGCAGAUGAAAAUUAUGAUGGAAAAAAAUGAAGAUAAGCAUGUAGAUCUGAUGAAGACCUUGAAGAAGAGCAGCGAAGAAAAACAGGAAGCUUUGCGAAUUAUGGAUGAAGUAAAGGAAAGAUUAGAAGAAGAAGAAAGGCUAUGCCAAGUAUCCGUGAAAAAUCUAUGGGAUGAAUGUGAAUCUUGUUUAGAAAGUACCUGCAUGAGAUUUUCUACAACUUGCAGACGUGGUGUGUCAACAUUUAGAAGCAAGGUUGAAGAUUUUUUGAGGAAAAUACCUAUGCUUAUUUUUACUUUUCAUGAUGAUCAAGGAAAAGACAUCCAGGUUAAUGAAAAGCCUGAGAAAGAGGAUACCCAGCUAGUAAAAAUGGAAGAUUUAUUUAGCCAACUAUUAUCGGAUAUGGGCUCAAUAUUUGACAGAAGUUUCAUUUUUUUCAAGCACAUGCAAAAAGAAUUUGACCAGUCUUUUCAAGCGUAUUUCAUGUCUGAUCUGGAUUUGAACGAGUCCCCCAGCAUGCCUGCUUUACCUGAGGACACUACCAGAAGUGAUGGCUUACAGAAAGACUGGGGCAUACCGGGCUUCCUACAGACAGUCUUUGAUUUCAGCAAGACGGUGUUUGAAGGUGUCAGUGAGGUGAUUACUGAAGUAUUUGAUGAAUACAAAGAUAAUAGAAGAGAUUUGACAGAACAAGCCAAAGAUUCUGACAGAAGUGGCAUGUUCUCCAAAAUUGUGUCAGGACGUCAAAGAACUCUGUGCAAAGAGCUUCGAGAGAAUUCCUCCGGAUGCACACACUUUCACGAGAGAUGUCAGAAAUGUCAAGACAAUCUUUUGCAUGAUUGCCCAAAUGUUCCCGAACUGCACAUCAAGUUUGAUGAAGCCUUUAAACUGGUUAAUCUCUCUGGUGAGCAGUAUGAGCAGAUUCUCCAGAUGGUUCAGCGCCAUACAGAAGACACUUCCUACUUGUUGAACAAGAUGAAAGAAAGAUUUGGGUGGGUCUCUGAGUUAUCCAAUACGACCAUUGGACCAGAAAACAUUUUCAAUAUAGUUAAGGUGGUACCUGGGGAUCCCUCUGGUGCAAAUGAAACUGUGGUAGAUGUGAAUAUUCUGACUUCGCCUACUUUCACCAUUAAAGUUCCUCCCAACUUAGACCCACAGAGUGCUGAGUUCAUUGAAUACAUAGCUGGAAAAGCACUGCAGCUAUACAAGCAGAAUUUUUAAGUGGAAAGAAGAUGUGUGAAAUCUUACUUCCUGAAAUCCAGUAUACUCUCCUUAGGUGAAAUACUCCUUAGCUCAAUGUACAGCUAAUUGUUAAAUGCCUAUGGUUAAAGUAGUGGCAUAUAAACACAAUUUUGCUUAAUAAAUACCAUGACGUAUGAGCUAGCAACUGAUGACUGUAGCAAUCUUUUAACUGGAAAACAAAUUCAAGCCCAU